This is a messenger RNA of Porites evermanni, 8246 nucleotides long. The record is from the annotation of a GenBank genome assembly. Lineage: Eukaryota; Metazoa; Cnidaria; Anthozoa; Scleractinia; Poritidae.
AUGGCCAAAGUUGGAUUAGCAUUCUCUGGUGGUGGGAUCCGGUCAGCGUCAUUCUGUUCCGGUGUCCUGCGCAGACUACUCCAGAAGAAAGCCAAUGUAGAUUUCCUAAGCUGCGUGUCAGGGGGUGGUUACACAGGUACUGCGUACUUGGACUGGAAGUACCGGAAUGGCAAAAAGGACUCGCCAGAGUGGCAUCGGGAAUUCUUCGAGCAUCUGCGAAGUCGAAGCGGUGCCUUUUGCAAUUGGCAAAAGCCCUGCCAAGGAAUUCUGGAUUCUGUCAUACUGUUCACGAUGACAGUAUUUGUGGCCUUAAUCAUCCCCUUUCUAUUGUGGUCUUCUUACGCAUGUCCACUUGCUUUUGUGAUCGACUUCUUGUUUGGAAAGAUUCUUCGUGGCGGAGGUAAACCUUGCUCAAAGGUGGUCCAACGGAAUCCAAAUAUGACCAUUAAAGAAUGCCGUGUAGAACGACUUACCUCCCCUAUUAUUUACAAGCAAUUCGCCCUGUUUGCAGCACCUAUUGUUGUAGCUGUAUUAUCCAGUGCCAUCAAAGGUUUAUUUACCAAAGGAAAAGGCCUGUUCACAUUCCUCUCUACGUCCGGUUUCGUCUUUUUUGGUUUGGUUUUCAUUCCUUGGUUCAUUGACGAAUUUCUUCACUUGAUUCCAAUGUGGAUGAAAUUUCUUAUCAUCCUGCCCACAUUUUUUCUUUGGUUUUCGUUUCCGCUCAUGCGCAAGAAUGCCACUCUCGUUCUUGUGAUUUACAUCUACUCCUUUGUAAUUAACUGGAAAGUUUUCAAUGGUCGCGUAUUCAGCUUAGAGUACAAUGACGAGUUGUUCAGUUCUCUGAUGGGUGUGUCUACUGUUCUUUUGUGGAUUGCGCCUAUUAUAGGAACAAUACAGCAGCGCAUUGGCCACGUUUACAAUAGGUUAGUUUCGUUUAUUGUGAUAAUUAAUAAUUUCAAACUUUUUUAAGAUUAAGGGAAAAAUCAGCUUUGGCCUCGAGAAAAAAUUAUCAAGAUAAUAUCAUAGGUGACGAAUUACUCCUUAAUUUUGGCGCGAAAUUUCAGCGUUAAUUUAUAAUUUCACAUGUGAAAUUACAAAAUUGCCAUGGCAACCCUUUCGUACAACUCAGUGUCAAGAUGGCGACGAAGUUCUAAAACGCCGUGAAUGAUGAUGUCAGGGCACAAAAAGACGCUUUAGAAAACCUGAACACUCAAGAGAACAUCAAGGAGGAUUCUAACAGGUAUCUUGCCGAAAAAUUCUGAAAAUUUCUGAAUUUUAUAAGUCAAAUUUAAGGUCUAAACGUUUGAGAGAGUAGAGUUCUCGAUCGAUACGAUCCAGGAUAAACAUGUAAAAGAUCGAAGAUUGCUAACGUAAUUCGUCACCUGUGAUAUUAAUAGGUAAUCAAAUGGUAUACUCGUGAAAUUAGGGAAUAAUUCCACUUGCGUUUUGUCUAAAUCGUAAUAAUUUUCCUCGCCUAAAGGCUCGGGAAAUUAUUACGAUUUGGACAAAACGCGCGUGAAAUUAUUCCCUAAUUUCACUCGUCACCAUUUGAUUACACAUACAAAUCAAAUUUUUAAUUUGAGAUUAUUAGAGGAGACCUCAUAUCUUUAAGUACAGACUGGAUCAGUGCACUCUGGAGCCCAUAACUCCGGAGAGAGCAACUUACAUGCGCUUGUGUCACGGCGUGUUCACCGACCAGUUUAUUUUCAGAAAGAUGUUGGGGCGACUUUAUAAUAUCUUCUAAGUCCUAGAAACUAGUCAACGAAACAUACAGACCUGAAAAUAGUAUUUUUGAUCUUUUAAAAAACGUUAAGUUUUCCUAUUUGAUAUCUUCAUACUUCAAAUGUCCUCAUUAAUAAAAUCCUUUAAAUAUCCGCUAAGAGUCCUCAAAGCAAACAUAGAGCAUAGGAGUAAAGGGAUUGAGUUUAUGAUCGGAUAAAUAUAAUUUUUUUUGACAAGUAGUGGUUGUACAGGUUUAUUUCACCAAGGCUGAAAUCAUAAUAAGCCAAACCUUUGCCCGACGUUUCUUUUCCUGGUUAAUAUUGUAUAUUAAAAAAAUUAAAUUAUAACAAUAUACAGGAUUUGUUGACCGAGUGCUAACGUUUUCCCUAAACUACAUAAUUAAUUGACACAGGUGGCGUAUCCAAAGAGCUUUCUAUACACCGUCAAGCGUAGGUACAUGGGGCUGUGGAGGAAUAUCAUGGCGAGAUCUGUUCUUGCGUUGCCCAACGUGCAGUCCACACAUGCAGCGCAUCAACCUCAGCCGAGCACUGACCUUGGAGGACCUUGAUGACGUAAAGCCCAUUUACAUAGGCGGGAUCACAGUCAAUAAAUGGCGACGAACCACCUCCCCUAAAGAACUAGAGUAUGAACUCUUAACGAUGUCGCCAAAUGGAAUUGAACGACUGGACCGACCUCUUCACGAAAGUGAGUUUGUUGGCAAGUUGAUGCCUAUGGAUGUGUUCUUAUCUGACGCAAUGGCAACGUCAGCUGCCGCUGUCGAUCAUCACAUGGGAGCCUAUGAAGGAGAUGACGCAUCCUUUAAAGACUUAAAGGUUAUGCUUGGAAUCUCGAUGGGGACGGCGGUCGUUGCUGACGAGAGGCACGAGGGAAAAAGGAAUUGUUUAAUCCAGGUGGAUAAAUAAACAUUUUUAAUCUAGAAUAAAAUGACUGAUUGACUGAAGAUUUGACAUGCCAUUUUUACAUUACUUCAUUUAUGUAGUUCUGUGCCACGCAAAAGACAUUACAAAACAGUGCCCGGAUUCAGACCCUGAGAAAGGGGUGGUGGGCAGUCGUCCAGACCCUUAGAUAAGUAGGGGGCCCGUUCUCUCCUCCGGGCCCCUCCUCCUGGAUCCGCCACUGCAAAAGUAGCCUGAAAAACUGCCGUCUCUCCUCACCUCCUCCUCCUCUCGGGUGGAAAAACAUCCCUAGCGGCGAGGAGUGUAGCCUCCCACCCAGGCGUUUUUAGCGGAGCUUGUUUUUCAACCCUCCCCACAAACGAGCUCCCCUAAAAACGCCUGCGUGGGAGGAUACGAGGAGUGAGGAUUACGGCGAAACAUUCAGAGAGGUGUUGCGUGACAACGACGGCAGGCUUUUGGGGACCUGGGUCAGAGUAAUGGCUGUUGUUGGUUUAGAGCUCUGUUUGAUGUACUUAGCGUAAUAUAUAUAGAUUAAGCCAAGGCUAAAAGCGAAGCUCUCGUUAACAUACUUAUAGUGUACUCAAUGGAAAAGUUACAUCCUGUCAUGCUCAGAACGGCGACGGCAACGAGAACGGCAAUUGGUCUGAUAAGCAAAAAUACAACUUUGCACAUGCAGCACACUUGAAACAGUGACAUAAGACAGAUAAAAUGGCGACAAAUGGCACAAACAUGGGCGAAAACUGCGACAGCGACGAUGAAAUGCACAAAAAAAAAUUAAAAUUGUAAAUUGCUUGUUUAACCACGAAGCACACAUAGGAGUUCAUAUGAACUCGUUUAAACGUGUUCGUACGUUCCAGAUCGAAUUGGAAUUUGGAAGUGUUGGUUUUUGAGGAGAGGGGAAAACCGGAGUACCCGGAGAAAAACCUCUCGGAGCAAGGGAGAGAACCAACAACAAACUAAACCCACAUAUGGCGUCGACGCCGGGAGUUGAACCCGGGCCACAUUGAAGUUAGGCGAGCGCUCUCACCACUGCGCCACCCUGCGCAAAUACAAUUGUAGUAAAAUACCGACAGGGACAUGGCUUCCUCCUCAACACGAGAAGCGAGAGCCUUUGAGAUUCAGACUAGGGAAAAGUAAAUCCCCCCACCCCUCCCCCUAACAAAACCUCAUUAAUAAUUUCUCUGUUUUUAAUUACUUUUUCUCAGUUUUUGCCGCUUGUCAUAGAAGUACUUCGUAUCCUGCCACUGAUGCUUUGUUUGAUUCUCUACUGGCAAACUGGUCGGAGAAGGUACUUGGUUAUUGGAAUCUUGACGUUCUUUGGUCUGCUGAUAUUACUCACGCUCACCGCACUAAUACCCACUGGCAGCAAAAAUCCGGGACGACUGGAACGGAUUGCCAGGUAGAUUACUUCGUUCACUUGACAAAUGACGUUGAAAUACUAACUUGUUUUUAAGUUUUGAAGUUUGUAUCAUUAACCCAAUAUUUUAUAAACACAAUGAUAAAAUAAGAGUUAACCCACGGAGGACGUCGCCCUUGGCCUAGAGACAAAUUUAAUUCAAAAGUUGAAAGAGGUGGAUACUAGGCAGAGUGUUUUAUCACCGUCAAAACGGAGAUACAGGGUGCUAAGAUCCAGUGGACCUCCCAUAUUCAAGCUACUGGAAAUAGGUAUGUGCAUGCCACGCGUAUAAAAUGGUAUCAUCGAUAUCAAGGUACCCAGUCUUUAAAACAGGCUCUACUUUUUAAUCAGGAUUGUGGUCCCAUCGCAAGAUACCUAUAAGAGCACUAGACCAAAGUAGUAACUUUCAUGAAACCUCAACUGCCGGGUCAUUGUAUCUUAUUUUAAAAAAGUCUUGGUUAAAGAAUCAUAAAAAGCAACACCAAUAACAGUUGCAGAAACAUACACAAUCUGUUUAUCCAAUCUUGCGUUUUCUGUUUUUUCUUAUAAAUAUAGGGCAUGAUUUUUCGAUUUUCCUUCCCUCUAAAAAAGUCGUGCUGAAUAAAGACCGUUCCUGGUACUUACCUUUCCUGAAUUGAGAGAACGGGUCAAAUGUUACUAAGCUUACUUAACCCUAACGACUAACCAAUCGCUUCUUUGUAGAUGGUUCACCAUAAACGUCGCUUACGUCAGCUUUGUCCGUAAAACCAUUGGUGUGACGAAUCUAGGUCCCAAUCCACCGCCCGUCUUACGCCUGAGUGAUGGCGGCCAUAUUGAAAACCUUGGGAUCCUUCCUCUUCUCAAGCUAAGACUGAAAAAGAUUGUUGUCGUCAAUGGUGGACGCACAAUUUGUGACGAAGCUUAUGGUGCAACUUUAUUGGCCUCUUUCGAUAUGGCCAGAAAAAAGCUAGGUUGUUCAUUUUCGGGAAUGGAUGGACGAGACAUUGCGGAGGAUAUACAAGACAAAUUUGUGAAUCAACCUCCAGGAUCACAGCCAAGCAGUUACCGGUAAUUUAAAAGUAAAAAUCUUUAAACGUGUAGAAUUUUUGUGCGGGAAAAUAAGUAGCGAGAAGGUUCAUGUAAUGGCGCUUAAAACCAUCAAAAUGCGAAUAUUUAAUUAACCUGGGAUGGGUAAUACAGUUUCGGACAGUUGAACCUUAAUGUGUGACAAUCUCUCGUAAGCGACCACCUCCCAUAAGCGACUACUAAUAUAAAACACCAAUUUCCCGGUCAAAGCCUUGUUGGAAUCUUUUGUAAAUGACCAUUUAUCAUAAGCGACCCCGAUUAUUUUUUGGGAUGACGAUUUUACUAUUCUCCAUUGUUUAAACCUCUUUCCAUUAAACUAAAGUAGACUGCUCUUGAAAUCCGUUUUUGCGUCGUUUUGUUCUGAAAACGGGUAUGCACUUUGCCCAUUUUUGUCUGGGUAUGGUUUUUGAGUGAACUGCGGGAGUGUACCUAUGAACGUAUUUAUCGUUUCAAUUCCAGAUGAGUAAGAAAGAAAGAGAAAUAUGCGAAUUCGAAAUGAAUUUGGAGAUUUUUUUUGUCUGCACUCUAAUCGAAGUAACGAUAACAUAAUUUCUGCCUAAAGACCAGGUCUGAAAACGGGUAUGGAUUUUAGAGGUAUGGUUUGAAAACGGGUGUGGAAAAUUACAUUUUCUGGUUUGAAAUAGGGUCAAGAUUUGGAGAACCGGGCGGCACACCCCCACCAAGAAUUCCCAGGAGUUCCCCCCCCCCUCCCGUACUAUACUACUCAGAACAUAUAGAGAAUACUUCAUGGAAAGUGCUGGCGUACGGUAUUUACGCACGAGUUGUUGACGUAUCAGAAAUCGAACGAGUGAGCGCAGCGAACGAGUAAGAUUUCUGAUACAAAAACGAGUGCGUAAAUAUCGUACAAAGCACUUUCCAUGUGGUAUUGUGUUUAUUAUAUACAUACCGAGACAUUCAUCAUUUUGGCGGCCUUUUUAUUUUAAAUCUUUCAAAAAUGCUUAUUUGCCGCUACACACUUGCCGCAAAAUGACAAAGAAAACGAAGUAUCAGCUUUUUAGUACAAACGUUUGUUAAAAACAUAAAUGACGGUAAGGAUAUGAGGUAAUCCAAGAACUAUAAGUAAUCUUAACUGUUUGUUGUCAAUGCACAAUUGAAAAUGAGUAAAUUUAAGUAAAAUGGCCGGUUUCAAUAUAAGCUUAAGCUUAAAUGAAAGGCAAAGUAGCUCCGACAAAAAGCACAACAAAAGCUUACGUCUCGUUCUGUUUUUCCCUUUCCGCUGUUGUUUCGCCGGCUCUCUACCGUUUUCUUUAUCGACAGUGAAACAAACGAAACUAUUCCACUCCAUUUCCGAAAUGUUUUUCACUUUUUUAGCAAAAAACUCUUUGAGUAAAAUUUUUCUCGUUGAAUGUGUGCGAAGCGGCGCUGCAAACUGCAAUAAGAGGCGGGAAUUUUGGCGCGAAACUCACACACCUCUGUGGCCUCUGAUUGGACGUAUCAUUUUUCUCACACGUGAAAAAACAUCGUUCGCGAUUCUGAUUGGACGUAUCAUUUUUUUCACGUGUGAAAACCAUCGUUCGCUCCUCUGAUUGGCUAGAACUAAUUUGCGUACGAAAAUUUACGACAUAGCUUUUUGGUGAGUAUUUCUCAGUAUGUAUAUAAUAACAGUAUAUACGAAGACCUCUCAGUGAUAACAUGGAACUAACCAUAUCGUAACUUAAAAAGAGUCUUAACAUUGCGAAUGAGCACUCACGGGAGGUUUGACAGUCAGUUAUUUGCUUUAGUCCUGCCUCCCCCCCCCCCCCCCCCCGGGCCCCCCUCCCCUUUUUUCCCCCCCCCGGAACCCUUCCUUCCUGUUCCUUUGUCUCUUUUACUUUUUUAAAAUGUAAAGUGUGGGUUGUUUUUUUGGGAUUUUUUCAAUGAUUAAAUAAAAAACAAAUAUUAAAAAAACCCUCCGUGAAAAACAAGAAAAAACCCAAUUCUAAAUUUAAAAAAGAGCUUAAAUUUCGGAAGGGCCCCCCCCGGGGGGUUUAACGGCCGGUUUUUUUCUUUUCUCCUCCCCCCCCCCCCCCCCCCUCCCCCGGGGCUCUAGUCCGCUUUAUUCCCUAGCAAGGAACCAUUCCUUCUAGAUCGUGUAUACAUUUACCUUUGUGAAAUGAGAAGUUGGUGAUUAUUUCUUAGGUUUAAAGUUCACUACUACGACAAGGAUCCCAGCGGAUAUGGUAAAACGAAAGUUGGUGAAGGUGAUAUACUCUUCAUCGCUCCCCGACACCCCGACAAGACAGUGCAAAAGAAGGCAAACGAAACUUGGGGAGAGGUGUUGCGUGACAUUGACGUUGAUCUCGAAGCUGGCCUUUGGGGACCUGGUCCAGAGCUGUCAGGAGAAGAAGUCGAUCGUCUGACGUUUUGUUGCUGUGAGGGUUGUCAUGGUGUCAAGUGUCGAGGCUUGUCAGAGUGGAUGUGUGGUGCGUUUCCCCAGCAUUCAACAGCCAAUCAGUUCUAUACACCUGCCAUGUUUACAGCGUAUCAUAGAGAGGGUUACCGCGCUUGUAUGGAAGCGAAUGCAAUCGAAUUCCUUGCUGAAUCCCAGGGACCGCGAGAAGAUGCGGCAAAGGCGUAUGCGACAAUGUAAAAUGACCCAUUUACAACAAGUACAUCUAUACCACUCUGGUGUCGGGUGAUCUAUGGAUUUUAUUGAACGGUGUAUGUGGAAAAUAAUGUACACUAAAAUCGAAUUACAAGAAUGUAUGAUCAGAAUUAAGUUAUUCUAAAACACAUAAAACAUAAAGGCGUGAUCAGCUUAGGAAUAUAUUUAUGCCAUGAGCUUUCCACUGAGUGAAAAGCUGUUGUAGUUGUCAGGUUUAUAUUUGGUAAGUAUCCUGCUAUCCGUAAGAUUUAAGCUACUAUAUUAUUGUAACAGUAAAAGGCAGAAUAUAGUCAAACAAAGUGAUAAGCUUCCAAAAUAACUUUUCAAAAAAAGUUUCGGUUAUAGUGUAGCGGUAUUUUGGAACAGUUAACCAUCUUCACCGGACUCAUAAGAAAGGCAUCGUCACGUGCACUGACUAGUUUCAAAUCUAGAAUUUGUUGUCACAUUUCCUAGAGUACCGUAAAUCCUCUACUGAGCCCCCCAGGGGGCUUACUUAUUUCAAGCCCAUUUAAGGGGGAAGGGGGGGCUUAAUAGAGACGGG